UGAACACCGCAGACUGCAGCCGACACACACUCACGCACACACACACACACAUAUACAGACACACUUGACAGAAGUUGGGCACAAGAACGCAGAUAGGCAGAAAACCAGGGAUACGUUGUCUUCAACUCAUCUCUGCAGCCGCGGUGCCUGAAUGUGACGCGACAACACUGAACGACCGUUUGAAGUGGGCUGGCUACAGUGAUGUCCAGAUCCACAAAAUCAGCCUCAAGGUCUCGGAGCCGUUCAAGGUCCCACUCAAGAUCCCGCUCAAGAUCCCGCUCCACCUCGCGAUCCAGAAGUCACUCCAGGUCCCGGUCCAGGAAGCAUCGUUACAGCUCUAGGUCUCGGUCACGGUCAAGAUCUCAUUCUCCAUCAUAUAACCGGGAGAAGAAAUAUCCAAGAGGAUACCAGAACAGCCGGGAGUUCCGGGGCUACCACCGUGGCUUCCGGAGGCCGUACAACUUCAGGGGGCGGGGGCGGGGCUACUUCCCACGUGGACGCUACCAGCGUGGUGGUGGCGGCGGUGGCGGCGGCGGCUACAAUAACAACUUUCGCCAAAACUGGAAGAAUUACAAGCAGCACCCUCAAAAGCAGCAACAACAGCAGCAGCAACAGCAGCAAAACCAUUCGCGAGGACGAUCACACAACCUCCAGAAACGCUCAGGGAGCCCCCCUCACAGUCACUCUCACCACUCGGACCGAUCGUCCACACCACUGUCCAGACACUCUCAGCAUUCUUCCUCCUCCUCACACUCCUCCUCUCCCAAAUGCAGGCCAGCCUUGUUGCUGGUUAAUCAGAACUCCAAAGAUGUGAGAGAGGAGCACUCAGCCUCAAAGGAAGUCCAAAAGGGAGGAGGGGGAGAUGGGGAGCCAGUAGAGCUUGUCGGGGUAUCUGCAGGAGAUGCCAAAGAAGGCACAGGCAGUGGGAAAACUGAGGGGAAUUGGCAGGGCCUGACAGACUGCAGCAGCAGUCCAAGGAGAACAAGUCCUGUGGCAAAUUCUGCUGUUAUUGCUGGGCAGAGCAGCCAAACUACAAACCAGUCUGGUCCCUCCCCUAGAAGUACAAAUGACACCAGCAAUGGUGCCCCCUCAUGGCAGAUGGGAUGUAGUUCAUCCUCCACAAAAAAACCCUCACAUGAAGGUCUAAAUCCAAUGCUUUCCAGCUUUGACUUCUUCUCCAGUGAAGAAUACCUGGAUGGAGAUAAAACAGCAAUCUCCAUUGCCUUCAGAAAGUUUCUGGAGGAACAAAAUAAAAAAGCUACAUCUGCUUGGGAAAAUGGCAAGAACACAGUGGCAAAUGAUGUGGAUAUGGAGCAGGGGACAGUAAAUGGCAAAGCAUCAGCAGUUAACGCUGAGUCAGUGUCAAGGAAAUAUAAAGAGGACGGUGAAGUGUCUCUGAACAGCUUUUUGAAAACGUCUCCUUUUCUGUCUGCUGAUGGGGAGGAAGAGGAGGAGAUGAUCAUCAAGCCCUAUUCAAAGCCACUUCACAAAGACUGGCACAAUGGUGAUGAGUCCUCUAAGCCAAAGAGCAAGGUCACUCACUCAGCCCGUGAACUGUUUGAAGAGUGCUUUGGCAAAUGGCAGAAUGUGGCCUGUUCACAGGUAGCUAACAGUGACCUUGGCGCCAUGGCAGAGGAGAUAUAUCUCAGUCGAAAGCAGGAUAAAGCGGCAGCCAUUGCUGCUGCCCUCACUAAGAGGGAGUUAGCAGGAAAAUUUGAGGAAUUGUCCCCAGACAUGAGUUGUAAAGCCAGGAAGAUGGCAAAAUCUCCCUCUAUCCCAUCUCCUACACCACCACCAAGGAGGAACUCUGACAGAGAGAUGUUAAUGAUCAGGGGAGAGGACUCACCUCUCAUGUCCUCAAGAAAACAGGAGGCAAAAUUUAAUGUCAGAAUGGACUUUCUUGGCGAUAGCCUGAUAAGCUCUUCUGAUAUUUUAGCUGAGGAGCGACAGUUGUCUCAGGACCUUGUGCAGUCCUCAAAAAAGGACCAAGAGUUUCGCUCUAUCUUUCAACAUGUUCAGGCUGCUCAGUUACACAGGAGUCCCUCUGAGCUGUUUGCUCAACACAUUGUCACCAUUGUUCACCACAUUAAAGCACAGCACUUUCCAUCUUCUGACAUGACUUUAAACGAGCGAUUCACCAUGUACCAAAGACGAGCUGCAGAGAAGGAAAUGAUGAAGCCAAGAAAAAGCCCAGAGAUACACAGACGAAUUGAUGUUUCAACAAGUGCUUUUAAGAAACACUCUCAACUUUUUGAGGCGAUGAAAAGCUCAGAGGAUGGCACUUACAAGGACGGCGGGGAAAAAAUGAAGGGUGACCCAAUGGACCUUCGUUUGGAUAUUGAGCGCCGUAAAAAAUAUUCCAGCCAUGAAAGAGAUUAUACUCAGGAUCGGGGAAGAGAUAUGGGACAUUCCCCAGACUCUAGUAGAGAAAGAUCUGGUGAAAAGUUCUCCAAAUGCCACAAGAGAUCAAAAAAAAGUAAGAGGAAGCGCUCUCGCUCAAGUUCAUCCUCAUCUUCAUCAUCCUCUAAGUCCCACCAAGAAGGAGAUUUGCCCCAGGACAAGUCUGAUCCCAAAGAUGAAGGCUUUAAUAGGGCCCAACAGGGUCAAGGGGAGACAGGAGGGCCCGAAAGAGGAAGGACACGUGGAGGAUUUCAAAUACGAAUUCGUGGAAGGGGUUGGAACAGAGGCAAUUGCCAGGGCAACAGUUCACAUAGUAACCCAAUGAACAUGGGAGGACACCCAAAAAAUGAAGGCUGGGACCCAGAGUACACUCCCAAGAGCAAACAAUACUACUUGCAUGAUGACAGAGAUGGGGACGGGGAGUGCAAGUGGAUGGACAAUCGAGGGCGAGGGCGGGGAAGCUUCUCGCGUGGGAGGGCAAGAUUCAUCAUCCGCAAAGCCACAGGGGUCUCCAACACUAAUAGCCCCAGAUGGGCCCAUGACAAGUUCCAGGUCAACGGGGAGCAAGGUGGUACGCAGGAGGAGGAGACAGAACAGGACCAUAAAGAGAUAGAAACUGGUGGAGAGCAUACUUGAGUGGGGAAGCAGAAUCUGCUGAAAAUCUUAAUAGUCUUCUGUGUUGUUACGUGAUUUUUAUCCGGCACAAUGGAUCGAUAAGUACAGGUUAAAAUGUUUUAGGAAUCAGUUAUCGCUAGGAAAACGUUUAAGCUUUAAUUUUACCAUAGGAUACUCACUUUGACUUGACACAACCAUGAUCUACAUCAGGAUACAGCUUGUUACUAGUAGAAGCACUGUGUAAGGGUGAAAUGCUGUUUCUCAUGAAAACUCACUAGUUUGUGUUACAUGGUUCUUUGCUUUUUAUAGUGAAUUGAAUUCUUCUGUGCAGCAUUUGGUUACACUUUUCUCAGUUGGCCAAUUAGAAAAUAUUUCCUUAAGUGGUCUUGUAUUGUGAAGUAGCAAGAGAAAUACAUUGUAGAUCAAAUCAGCUUGUGCCUUAUACUUGUGAAAAUUAAGAAAUGUUUUCUGAGUAGGCUACAAGAUAAAUUAUGGUACUGGUAAAUGCAUUGAGAUUUUAUCUUAUUCCCUAACUAUGAGUUUUCAUGUCUUGUCUGGAUUAAAAUGACAGCAAUAAAUACACUGUAGUUCGUGUUGACAUAAAAAAUAUCACUGUUUCACCAAUUCAACGCUCUACAAAUGACCCUGAUCUGACAAUGGGACCAAACUGUAUGGGGUCAAAGUUUAAGCUCUGCAGUCUUUCAUAUAACAUAUAUAACAGAUCUACAAUACUAGCUCACAGCAUAGGAGACUGUUAUUAUUAGGUUAUCUACCUGUACAUGUAACAUGUUCAUGAAACAUUUUACUAUCAGUGAUUUUUACUCUUUACAGUAGCUGUCCGCUUGAUCAUGGAUACCACUAAUCAAUGUAUAAUAUUGAUAGUGAUUAUAUUUUUUUCCUCCACAGACAUUCAUUGCAGUUUUUGUACCUGGCUAGGCAGGAUUAUGACUUUGUAAUGUAAAAGGAGAAUGUGUUUUUAUUGCAAUAGAUUUUUAUGUGAUUUUUGUUUGCUGAUUGCAAACUUUUCUCUAGCCAAUGAUGUUUAAUCAAUUGUGUAAAUUGUGUGCAACUGUGUCAACGUUGAGAUAAAAUAGGUUCAGAAUUAGCAGUUGUUAAGUGUAUAGUUUGUAACAGAGGCAGUUUAUAUGACAAGGAUAAUGUCCAGUCCUAGAAUAAGAAUGAUUUUUCAGUGCCUAUAGUUUUCUUUAAGUCUAGCUCUUUUGUUUGGCUAACUGCUGAUACAAUGGAAUUACACAAUUUGUGCCUUUCUGUGGGUGCGCUGAUCUUAUUUGUAUAAUACAAGCCUGCAGAUUGAUUGCAUAGGAAAUAAUGCUUUUUUUUAAAUAGGUGUUGUUACUGUUUUCUUCCUUAGAGACUGUAAAUUAAAGAGACACUGAUUUCUUUGAUGCUCAA
This is a messenger RNA of Lates calcarifer (barramundi perch), 4428 nucleotides long. It is a transcript of the gene thrap3a, whose product is annotated as thyroid hormone receptor associated protein 3a. Gene Ontology annotation, cellular component: mediator complex; exon-exon junction complex. The transcript is spliced from 11 exons. Gene Ontology annotation, molecular function: transcription coregulator activity; mRNA binding; DNA binding. Bases 202 to 3036 code for a protein of 944 amino acids. Gene Ontology annotation, biological process: positive regulation of transcription by RNA polymerase II; mRNA processing. NCBI's taxonomy places the organism in Eukaryota, Metazoa, Chordata, Actinopteri, Centropomidae. The record is from RefSeq and is a predicted model, not a curated record.